GGGAGAGCAAAAGGGGAUCAGACACACUAAACAGUGGGUGAGACAGAUCCAGCAAGAGCUGGACAGAGACAGAUCAAGGCAGACAGGAAAAUGUCUCACCGGCUUCGGCUGUAUUUUGGAUCGGGUCGCAGUAACACUGCACCAGAGUUGGAGUGGCUAAAUGGGACAGUGGAGGACGGAGAUGAGAUUGGCUACAGCGGCGCAGGGGCUAUGAUGUUCCAUACGCAGACUCAAAACGGAGGACUUUCAGAGAUCCCGGAAUCGGGUGCUUGUUCGGAUGCCUCUCUACAGCGUAGCUCUUCCAUGUUCAUCCCACAGCUCCAGGGUCAAACUGAACCACGGAUGACCAAGAGUACCUCUGUCCAGAUAUCUCUUCAACGCUCAACUGCACCUCAAGAAGAUGCAUUGCCCUUUGAUCCACCUCCAGGGUACCCUCAGGAGCCAGCUCCUGCAUACACUGAGACUGGUGAAAGCUGGCCCUUACCUCCACCUCCAGCUUACCACAGAGGAGAUGCCCCAUCCUACCAAAAUGUGGAACCAGGUACUGAGCCUAUCCAGCCUAAGAGGCAAGUAUUUUGCAUUCGGCCAUGUGAUGGACAAAAUGGUUAUGCUAGUUUGGGUGUACCCAAUAAUCAAGGGAUUACCAUUGGAGGUUUCUGUAUUCGAAGAAGAUCCGCAGAUGGCUCGGAUGUCCAGCAGUUCAGGAUCAUGCCAUACAGUGAGAAUGGCCAGAAUGGCCACCGUUGGUCUGUCCAGCAAAGCUCAGACAGAGGUCCUGGAACUCAAAGACUUGUCUUCCAGCUUCAACAGGACCAAGGAAGGCACCUUAGCCCUACUCCUCAGGCUGACGUGAGUGAUUUGGGCAUCACAGGUACUAAAGGCAGCCGCUUGGUGCGGUACCCUCGGAUCCGACUUGAGAGGAGCUCUUCACAGCCGUUGCAUCCCAGAGGAGCUCCUUCCCGUCUCGGAUCUAUGCCAAAUCUUCAUGCCCCAAUCUCAGAAAUGGAGACCGAGAGUGAGAUUGUUGAGAACGGUGCUCAAGGUUGCACAUUCAAAAUUAGGAAGGAACAGAACUCCCGACAGCCCAAGUUUAAGAUCUAUUUCAGCCAGGGAGGCGAGCACGGCCCCAUCCUUGCACAGGAUAUUAGCUUUGGAAAGGUGCCUACCUGCAUCAAUCCACAGACCAGAGAUGACUUCCUUGGGCAGGUGGAUGUGCCUCUUACCCAUUUACCGACAGAGGACCCUGCGAUGGAGCGACCGUACACGUUUAAAGACUUUCUCCUGCGUCCAAGAAGCCAUAAGUCUCGGGUGAAAGGCUACUUGAGGCUGAAGAUGGCCUAUCUGCCAAAAAACGGAGGACAUGAGGAAGAAAGCAGUGAGACGAGAGAAGAAGCUGAGGGCUGGGAAGUGACAGACUCCAUGGAUCCAGGUUCACAGAGACCUCAGCAGCUCCUGCCUCCGCUGCCUCCGGGCUGGGAAGAGAAGGUGGAUAACCUGGGACGGACAUACUACGUCAACCACAACAACCGCACCACACAGUGGAAAAGGCCCAGUAGUGUGGAUGUGGUUUCAGAAACGGAAAAUGAUAAUCACUUGCGGCAGAUUAACCAGGAAGCCCACAGAGUUUUCCGCUCUCGACGGCACAUUAGCGAAGACCUGGAAAACGAGCAGCUGGACAUCAGGGACAUAGACGACUCAUGGGAACCCAUAUCAGAGGAGGACCCAACUUUAAUGACGGACAGUCUGAACCAUUCUCUGUCUGGACCGGCCUCUCUGGCAAUGCCCCUCCCUAGCACUCCAGAAUUCUCAGAUGAAAUCAGCCUUAGGUUGUCUCUCGCUCCAGACACGAACGGAGAAAUCCCAGGACCCAGCUCUGCUGUGCAGAGUCAUCUUUCCUCUCGGCUACGCUCCUCUAGUAUGACCGAUGGAGUCAGUGAUCAAGCUCAACCUCCCACACCAACGCAGAGCUCCCAGACCCGACGAACAAGAGCACAAACGGUCACAGGCGUUGAGGACACCAUGUCUCCAUCGGCCUCCUACGCCCUGACCACACCAGGCCUUCCGCCAGGCUGGGAGGAACGCAAAGACAACAAGGGACGAAUGUACUACGUCAACCACAACAACCGUAGCACCACCUGGACGCGGCCCAUUCUGCAGCAGCACACUGAAGAUGGAGCCAGUACCUCAGCUGCGGCAGUAGGGGGCGCUACAGCAGCCACGCCCCCCGCUUCCACCCCUUCCUCCUCCAGCGGCCAUCUAAGCGAACCUCAAGUGCGCAGACCCCGUAGCCUCAGUUCCCCCACCGUCACUCUCUCUUCCCCGCUAGAGGGAGCCAAUAACGCCCAGAUACGGCGAGCCGUAAAGGACACGUUUUCCAACCCUCAGUCCCCGCAGCCUUCUCCCUACAGCUCACCCAAAUCCCAGCAUAAGGCAAACCAGAGCUUCCUGCCACCUGGAUGGGAAAUGAGAAUAGCACCCAAUGGACGGCCGUUCUUCAUCGACCACAACAGCAGAACCACCACAUGGGUAAGACAAACACUCACAAAAUCUCUCCCAAAACUAGUUAAGUUCAUGAAUCUUCCAGAGGAGGUCGGUCCUCUCUCUCCUGGGUGGGAGGAACGAGUGCACGCAGACGGAAGAACCUUUUACAUCGACCAUAACACCAAAAAAACACAGUGGGAAGACCCUCGCCUCCAGAGUCCUGCCAUAACUGGACCUGCGGUGCCAUAUUCCAGAGAAUUCAAGCAGAAGUAUGAUUACUUCAGAAAGAAGUUAAAGAAGCCGGCAGAUAUUCCAAACCGUUUCGAGAUGAAGCUGCACAGGAAUAACAUCUUUGAGGAGUCGUACAGACGAAUCAUGUCCCUGAAGAAACCCGACAGUCUGAAGGCCCGUCUGUGGAUCGAGUUUGAAUCGGAGAAAGGGCUGGACUAUGGGGGCGUGGCCAGAGAAUGGUUCUUCCUGCUCUCCAAGGAGAUGUUUAACCCUUAUUAUGGGCUGUUUGAGUACUCGGCCACAGAUAACUACACCCUUCAGAUCAAUCCAAACUCUGGCCUCUGUAAUGAGGAUCACCUCUCAUACUUCAAGUUCAUCGGUCGGGUGGCUGGCAUGGCUGUGUAUCACGGAAAGCUGUUAGACGGUUUCUUCAUUCGACCAUUCUAUAAAAUGAUGCUGGGCAAACAGAUCACACUGAAUGAUAUGGAGUCAGUGGACAGUGAAUACUACAACUCUCUCAAGUGGAUUCUGGAAAACGACCCCACAGAACUGGACUUGCGGUUCUGCAUUGAUGAGGACAACUUUGGACAGACAUAUCAGGUGGAUUUGAAGCCAAGCGGCUCAGACAUGGUUGUAACCAAUGACAACAAAAAAGAAUACAUAGACCUGGUGAUUCAGUGGCGGUUUGUGAACCGGGUCCAGAAACAGAUGAACGCCUUUUUGGAGGGCUUCACUGAACUCAUUCCCAUCGACUUGAUAAAGAUUUUUGACGAAAACGAACUGGAGCUGCUGAUGUGUGGUCUGGGAGACGUGGACGUCAAUGACUGGAGGCAGCACACCAUCUAUAAGAACGGCUACUGUCCUAAUCACCCUGUGAUCCAGUGGUUCUGGAAGUAUAAAGAGACGAAAGUUAUUGGUUCCAAUGGGCCGCAGUUGUUUACUAUCGAGCAGUGGGGGACACCUGACAAACUCCCUCGUGCUCACACCUGCUUUAAUCGCCUGGACCUCCCGACGUACGAGUCAUUUGAAGACCUGCGAGAGAAGCUUCUGAUGGCGGUGGAAAACGCCCAAGGCUUUGAAGGCGUCGACUAAAGAAAUCCCUUUAUAUCCAUGCGAUCUCCUAAUGCAACCGAUGAGCAAAGACAUGUACAACACACUCGCACACACGUCUAUACUCACAUAUACACACUCUCGAGUUGCCAUUGUACAGCCAGAUCCCAGCAGUCGCAGGUGUGUGAUGUCAGCACAGUAUAUGCAUGUAAUCUGUCUAGCUGGAACGACAUUGGCUGUGAACCCGUUUUGAUGCCAAACAGCCCACAAAUCAUGCUCUCUAAUAACACGUUUUAUUUCAAAAUCCAGCUCUGAGGCCGUGACGACUUUUAUUUUGAUAGUAAAUAAGAAACUUCAGUAUUUGGGUGUGGCCUCAGAGUGGGCGUGGCCUUGAUAUACCACCGCAACCAAUCCCAUUAAUUCCACAAACAUAAUAUAAGUUCAGUGAAGAGGCAACUCUCUUAUCAGGUCUUACUAACACCAGAUUACCUUAGGAAUCACAGCCAGGAUGAAGGACACAUCCUCAUCCUCCCUUAUCCCGCAAAGUACGCCAAGUUUCCCCUUCCUUCCUUCCUUCCUUCCUUCGUCGAGGAUUAUUUUUUUAUCUUCUUUUGCAACGCCAAGAAGCAACGGGAAUUGUUUUUAAUAGUUUAUUAUUAUCGCUGUUAUUAUCAUUCUUACAGAGUAAACGGAUUAUUUGUACCAACAGUGUGGUUUACUAUUUUAAACAACAUUAUCGGAAAUGCAUUAGUGGCCUGGCUAUAUUCAAUUCAAUAUCCAUAUCAUUGUGGGUUAAAAAGACAAGAAAAAAUAAACGAACAAAAAAAUGAUCAACAUAAUUAUUGUAUUGCUAUGAAAACUGGCAUGAACAUGUAUCUUGUGUUUCAAUAUGAUUACGUAGUAAUUAUAAAGCUAUUUUCCUUCUUGGUUGAGAGCAAAGAUGGAAAACGUCGACAUGCAUCGGACAUGAGUUUGUCGGAGAGGGUUUUCUUCAAUUGUAAUAAGUAUUGUUCUUAUCUUUAUUAUGAUUAUACCUGUUCAUAAUGCUGUAAAUGAGUUUGUUUUGGGGGAAAGACACGAUUGGACUUUUAUUGUACGUGUUAAAUCUGUUUGAAGUAUUAAAGAGCGACACAGAGUGAAGCUAUCUUAAAAGCGCUGUGAUUCAACACUGCAAGUCUCGUAGACUUUCAGGACAUAAACUUUCUUUCUUUCUUUCUGUUUUUUCUUGUUUCUUCUAACACCACUGUACCUAAAAGGGCACUUUAUUGAUCACAAACUAGGGUCAUG
Messenger RNA from Sinocyclocheilus anshuiensis, 5049 nucleotides. Its product is annotated as E3 ubiquitin-protein ligase NEDD4-like. Lineage: Eukaryota; Metazoa; Chordata; Actinopteri; Cypriniformes; Cyprinidae. The record is from RefSeq and is a predicted model, not a curated record. The transcript has 27 exons. Gene Ontology annotation, biological process: regulation of dendrite morphogenesis; ubiquitin-dependent protein catabolic process; protein ubiquitination. Gene Ontology annotation, cellular component: cytoplasm. Bases 91 to 3804 code for a protein of 1237 amino acids. Gene Ontology annotation, molecular function: ubiquitin protein ligase activity; sodium channel inhibitor activity; protein binding.